Molecule: messenger RNA, 1044 nt
Organism: Medioppia subpectinata
Lineage: Eukaryota; Metazoa; Arthropoda; Arachnida; Sarcoptiformes; Oppiidae
Source: the annotation of a GenBank genome assembly
AUGUCAGGAAUCGGUUUAACCGCAGAGCAAAUUGAGGCCAUAUAUAAUGGAUUGAGUGGUAAAAUGCCGGUCAGACGGGUCGGUGAGUCCAUAGACAUCGCGAACGCCAUACUCUUCUUGGCCUCAGACGAGGCCUCGUUUGUGACGGGCGUUAACUUUUCAACCCUCGUAACACAGGACCCACCGGAUCAGUACAACAUAAGUGGUUUCCCCUUUGAUAUAGUGCCCAAUAUUAUACACUAUGUGUUGUUUAAUGUAAGUGAGAUAGAGUUCGCCCACUUUAUUGGCAUACUAUCGGUGCUCAGAAAUCAACGCCCGGACCGGAUAUACAUUCACUCCGAUAAUCAUGAACUACGCGGUGACCACUGGCGCCGUGUGUUAGCUAUAGCCCGCCUGACGGGCACUGAGCUAACCGUACGGACCAUUGAUAGGCCGACCGAAGUGUUUGGCCGUAAUCUGAGCGCAGAGUACGGCUUAUGGCACGCGGCGGACAUUACACGCAUACAAGUGCUUAGAGAGUUUGGCGGCGUUUAUCUCGACCGAGAUGUUUAUGUUAUCAAAAACUUUAGCGAGUUUUAUAAAUACGAGAUGACAAUUGAUUUCCAAAGCGAUAACACGCUUGGUAGUCAAGUUUUAAUUGCAACUAAAAAUGCUCGAUUUCUACCUCAAUACUACGCAACAUACCGCGAAUACAACCCGGCUAAUUGGUAUUAUGACGCGGGUAUACGGCCUGUGUAUGAGGUGAUCAACAAACAGCCACACAUUAUACACCGUAUGGACGGCCAGUUUGGGUGCCGGCCCUCAAUCUGCGCCUAUCUCUACACUGAGGACAACACGGAUUGGAAAUAUAGUGACUAUUAUUCAACACAUUUACUUAUAAGAGGCGAAGAGAUAUCGCAAAUGUCUAUCAACUGGUGUUUAGGCCGCAAAACACCCGCCGUUUACCGCUUUAAUGAGACUAUUGUUGAGUCGCUAAACAAUACGUUUGGUUCAAUGGCUAGAGAUGUGCUCGACUUUGAAUUGCAAAUACUUAAUAAUGUUUAG